Molecule: messenger RNA, 3144 nt
Organism: Mus musculus (house mouse)
Lineage: Eukaryota; Metazoa; Chordata; Mammalia; Rodentia; Muridae
Gene: Cx3cl1
Product: C-X3-C motif chemokine ligand 1
Exons: 3
Coding region: 86-1273 (395 amino acids)
Biological process (GO): positive regulation of calcium-independent cell-cell adhesion; regulation of lipopolysaccharide-mediated signaling pathway; positive regulation of canonical NF-kappaB signal transduction
Cellular component (GO): membrane; postsynapse; extracellular region
Molecular function (GO): CXCR1 chemokine receptor binding; cytokine activity; chemokine receptor binding
Source: RefSeq, marked validated
AAGCAACCGAGACCAGCCGCGAGUGACUACUAGGAGCUGCGACACGGCCCAGCCUCCUGGCCCGCCGAAUUCCUGCACUCCAGCCAUGGCUCCCUCGCCGCUCGCGUGGCUGCUGCGCCUGGCCGCGUUCUUCCAUUUGUGUACUCUGCUGCCGGGUCAGCACCUCGGCAUGACGAAAUGCGAAAUCAUGUGCGACAAGAUGACCUCACGAAUCCCAGUGGCUUUGCUCAUCCGCUAUCAGCUAAACCAGGAGUCCUGCGGCAAGCGUGCCAUUGUCCUGGAGACGACACAGCACAGACGCUUCUGUGCUGACCCGAAGGAGAAAUGGGUCCAAGACGCCAUGAAGCAUCUGGAUCACCAGGCUGCUGCCCUCACUAAAAAUGGUGGCAAGUUUGAGAAGCGGGUGGACAAUGUGACACCUGGGAUCACCUUGGCCACUAGGGGACUGUCCCCAUCUGCCCUGACAAAGCCUGAAUCCGCCACAUUGGAAGACCUUGCUUUGGAACUGACUACUAUUUCCCAGGAGGCCAGGGGGACCAUGGGGACUUCCCAAGAGCCACCGGCAGCAGUGACCGGAUCAUCUCUCUCAACUUCCGAGGCACAGGAUGCAGGGCUUACGGCUAAGCCUCAGAGCAUUGGAAGUUUUGAGGCGGCUGACAUCUCCACCACCGUUUGGCCGAGUCCUGCUGUCUACCAAUCUGGAUCUAGCUCCUGGGCUGAGGAAAAAGCUACUGAGUCCCCCUCCACUACAGCCCCAUCUCCUCAGGUGUCCACUACUUCACCUUCAACCCCAGAGGAAAAUGUUGGGUCCGAAGGCCAACCCCCAUGGGUCCAGGGACAGGACCUCAGUCCAGAGAAGUCUCUAGGGUCUGAGGAGAUAAACCCAGUUCAUACUGAUAAUUUCCAGGAGAGGGGGCCUGGCAACACAGUCCACCCCUCAGUGGCUCCCAUCUCCUCUGAAGAGACCCCCAGCCCAGAGCUGGUGGCCUCGGGCAGCCAGGCUCCUAAGAUAGAGGAACCCAUCCAUGCCACUGCAGAUCCCCAGAAACUGAGUGUGCUUAUCACUCCUGUCCCCGACACCCAGGCAGCCACAAGGAGGCAGGCAGUGGGGCUACUGGCUUUCCUUGGUCUUCUUUUCUGCCUAGGGGUGGCCAUGUUUGCUUACCAGAGCCUUCAGGGCUGUCCCCGCAAAAUGGCGGGGGAAAUGGUAGAAGGCCUCCGCUACGUCCCCCGUAGCUGUGGCAGUAACUCAUACGUCCUGGUGCCAGUGUGAGCUGCUUGCCUGCCUGCCUGUGUCCAGAGUGUGAUUCGGACAGCUGUCUGGGGACCCCCCCCCCCAUCCUCAUACCCACCUUCAUCCACGCUGGGGAAAUGGGAAUGGAGAAGCUGGACCCUCCAGGGGCUGUGGGCUCCAUCCAAUCCCCCCUCCCCCGAGGGGUGGCCCCGGAGGCCACCCUAGACCACUAUUCACUUAUCAGAGACAGAGCAGGUGACCUUCCAGCUCCUCUAUAUUUGAAAGAAUCCUCUGCUGCUGGCUGGUUAGAGGGGCCCUUGACACCCCAACUCCAGUGAACAAUUAUUUAUUGGAUUCCCAGCCCCUGCGACGACACCUGUUUCCCGCGCGCACCGUGGUCCGCCCAUAUCACAAGCAGCAGGCCAGGCCUAUCUGCCUGUCCCCCUGACCUCCUUGUGUCUCCUGGCUUUGCUGCAGUCGCCAGCCCUUCUCCUCCCCGGCCAGCUGCGGUGCUAUCUGCCCUAUGUCUCCCUCUAUCCCCUGUACAGAGCGCACCACCAUCACCAUCAACACCGCUGUUGUGUCUUUUCUUGCAUGAGGUUAAAGCUGUGUUUUCUGGAGCUCUCCGGGAAGGGAGACAAGCUUGCGAGAGGGUUUAAAGUGUUCCUCCCCAGACUUGGAUGUGCUGUGAAGGCAUGCUGCGUCUGAAGGAAGGGUCCAGUCCCCACUCGGCUACCAGCACCACAAAGUGCCCCACCUGUAAAAGGAAAGAAACGUGGUCCAGAGCUGGCAAUAACCUAUGGCCCUGACAUCAUCACUUUCUCUGAGAUCCUUGUCUCCACCCCUGGGUGCAACCCCACCCCUUAUCAACAUUAAUAGUCACUGCCAUUCCACUGGACUGACAUUUUUGUACCCUGUGAUUCUGAGGGCUGGCAAGGAGUGGCUUGAGAGUGCAGAUCGUACCCUGUAUGCCCCCCCCCCAAAUGGAGGCUGAGUUGGGGACUUGCAGGAACAGAGGCCAACUCAGAUGGCUUCCCCUGUGUUCUCACUAGAAACCCCUCCCCCAUGCACCAAGGUGACAGUCACAGGUCUGCCCUGGCUAAAGGACAAGCCACAUAGGAAAGAUUAGGACAAGCCCCUCGGAGGCAGAGGAUCCAGGGUAAACCCCUGGAGUGGCCACAAACCCAAUUUCAGUGUAGGGACUUGUGCAUGUGUGUACUUGCAUAGUCAGACAGAGGCUGCCAGGGUCCUUUCCUGUCUCUGAGAGCAGUGUUCACGCCAAGGACUCACCUUUGCCCCCAUUGCAGGCAGGGCCAGAACUCCCAUAGCAUUCUCCAAGAGCCCUGUGACAUUUUCUGGAAGGGACUCUGCCCUGGGCGCAAAGUGACUGCUGAAGCAAGGAGCAGCUGAGCAGCACCCCAGCGGAGCUGAGCCGGCAGGCCACGCCCCUCGGGGGGGGGGGGCAUUUCUACCCACCCUGCUCUGAAUAGCUCCAACUUCACCUUAGGAGCCUCCCAGGGGCGAGCUUCACCCAGAAGCCAGUGACUCACUCCUUGAUUGGUGGAAGCUCAGUUGGCUCCUGAGAGUGAGGAAGCCAACCCUUUGUCGACCCUCCUCCUGGGAAGCCUGUGGGCGGCUCUGAUCAUGCUCCACAGAACCAGUUGUAGGCCUGAGCCGCAGCAGCCCGAGUGCACUAUAUCCUGGCUCCUUCGGUGGGGAACCUUUAAGGGUUGGGACACCCGUCAUCGGACUUUGUUGGUUCCUCCCUCCCAGAGCAGAAUGUGGGCCGUAACAAUCUGAGGAGGACUUUGAAAGUUGUUGAUCCUUUAGGGUUUUUUUUCAAGCAUCAUUACCAAUGUCUGUGCCAUUUUGUAUUUUACUAAUAAAAUUUUAAAGUCUUGUGAAUUAAA